GAAAAGGUGGGGCGGGAGAGGCUGCGGUGGGGGAGAGGCGGGCGAGAGCGCUCAGUAGGUUUGGGCCGCACUCGGUGCAGCCGCCAUUGCUGCCGCCGCCGCCGCCGCCGCUUGCCUAGAGGGAGCUGCGAGUUGCUGGCUCCAACUGAGGAUUCAGAAUGGGAGACAAACCUAUUUGGGAACAAAUUGGUUCCAGCUUUGUACAGCAUUACUUCCAGUUAUUUGAUACAGACAGGACUCAGUUAGGAGCAAUAUAUAUAGAUGCCUCAUGCCUUACAUGGGAAGGACAACAAUUUCAGGGCAAAUCAGCUAUUGUUGAAAAACUUACAAGCCUUCCCUUUCAGAAAAUACAACACAGUAUCACAGCGCAGGACCAUCAGCCUACACCUGACAGCUGUAUACUCAGUAUGGUAGUUGGCCAGCUUAAGGCUGAUGAAGAUCCUAUAAUGGGAUUUCACCAGAUAUUUCUAUUAAAGAACAUCAAUGAUGCUUGGGUUUGCACCAAUGACAUGUUCAGACUAGCAUUGCACAACUUUGGUUGAGACAGCAACCCCGAGGCACCUGUCCUUUUUCUUUUCUCCUCCCCCCUUACAGAUAUUAAUCACACUCAUGGAACAUUCCAAAUAUCAUACACAAACCUGCAACACCACGGCAAGCAAGCAAGACCUGUGACAUGCCCUUCCGAAGAGUUUUUAUUAUGUCACUAGAAGAGUUCCUUGUGCAUGAUGUUUGGAAGUUAGACUUAGCUGCAUUUGACAAGGGAAGUGUGUGUUUUACCCACCAGCCUGCCUCGGGAAGAAUCCAUAAUGCAAAAGGUUGUGUUUCUGUACUGACAAGUUGCUCUAAUAACCCAAAGACACAAAAGGAAAGGAAAGAACAGCAGCCUGAAUCCAGCUCAAAUAUUGAUUUUUGUUCAGAUGUUUCAGUGCUACAUUAUAUAAUAAAACCAUGCAAUUUUCCUAACA
This is a messenger RNA of Varanus komodoensis (Komodo dragon), 965 nucleotides long. It is a transcript of the gene NUTF2, whose product is annotated as nuclear transport factor 2. Gene Ontology annotation, biological process: protein import into nucleus. Lineage: Eukaryota; Metazoa; Chordata; Lepidosauria; Squamata; Varanidae. The record is from RefSeq and is a predicted model, not a curated record. The transcript has 5 exons. The coding region runs from base 159 to 542 and encodes 127 amino acids. Gene Ontology annotation, cellular component: nuclear pore central transport channel.